GAAAGCGCGUAAAUCGGUAGCUGGAGACGAGAGUGCCCUUGUUGCGCGGUUUGAACGGAGAAGUGUCUACCAGGACCAUAACCGGAGGCUUCAUAUUCGAGGCACUAGGAAGCUUUGGAUACGUGAAGCUGGAGGAGAACGCUGCCAUGUGUGCAUUGUUUUUAUUCUGUGGAAUUUUGCAGAAAUGCCAACAUCACGCAUUUGCGCCGUGGAGAACUUUAUAGACUAACGGGUUGCAUCUGAGCAAAUAAAAGUGCCAAAAGAGAUAAAGAAGAUAAAGUUAAUUGACCAAAAAUGUCCACGACGCACCUCAGCUCCCCGGCGCCUAACAGGAGCUACCUUUCCACGGCCACCUCCGAGGAGCCGGAUCCCUCAGAAGUGGAAAGACAAAUGCGCCUGCUGCUCUUCGGCUUGUGCGUAACCAUCGCCGCUGCCACCUUUGUCGGGGGUGUUUAUUCACUCCUGUCUCUCAUCCGGAUGAGGAGGAAAACCUCUCUGUGUCUCAUUGUGGCUUCCAUGUCCGUGGAUGACCUGCUCAGUGUGGUCCCUCUGUCCCUCUUCAUGCUCCUUCAGUGGGAAAGACACGGAGGCGCAGGGUCGGGGAGCUUGUGCACUUUAUCCGGACUUCUGUACGUGUUCCAGGGCGUUUCUAGCAAUAUGAAGGCUUGUCUUAUAGCAGCCUACACUUUUUAUGUCACCAAGAGGUUUGGAGUGCUUCAGUCCGUCCGUCGGCCCUUGAGAGUGGCGUGGGCUAUCGCCGGUGUGUGGGCGAUCAGCCUGACCGUGAGUGUGUUACCUCUGUGCGGAUGGGGCAGCUUUACGCCUGCCUCUCUUGGGUGUUUCCCAGAAAUCGAUAGUUUUUACAUCCUGCUGCUUUUCUCCUUAUACUCCCUUUGUUUCUGUGGCUUGCUGUUUUUCUUCAUCCCCCUCACCUACCAGCUGCUGUGCUCCAGAGAGCCCCAGCGGACUUUACUGUACCCGACUUAUCUGGACAUGGCCAGGGGACUGAGUGGCUCCUCUCACCUCUGUGACAUCCAGUCCUUCUCCCCGGACAGCAUGAAUAAAAGUUUCGGUGCCUACAAUGAGCUGAGUCCAAGUUCGUGCGGGACAGGGUCGGGGCUCAGGGAGAGAGAGGACAGUGGUUUGUCCCCGGUGUCCGUCAGCGGCCAGAGGACAGCCGCUGUAGGGGACACACCGGUGGUGUUUGCGCAAAAGCGCUUCUCCAUGAUCCUCGCGGUUGUUCGAGUUAUUUUAUGGAUGCCAAUGAUGACUUUGGUGCUAGUACGCCAUGCAGUGAAUGCACGCAGCUCCUCCCUGGAGACGUUGAGCUUCUUUCUCACUUUGCUCGCCCCAGCGGUCACCCCUGUGUUCGUGCUGUCUGAGCGCUGGAUCCACAUGCCAUGUGGUUGCUUCAUCAACUGCAAACGGGAUCCAACACAGGAGCCAUCAGUGAUGAAACGAAGACUUGAGUUUAAUCUCUCAUUCCAACAAGGAUAUGGAGUGUACAAGUUGUCCCAUGCCACUUUGUCUCAUCACAGUCCAUCCAUUGAGAGGCCACCCUAUCAUAGUCUUUUCAACUGUGAUUUCCCAAAUACUCGCCUUAAUGCACUAGAAAGUGGGGGUCUCUCCAGCUCGGGGCCCGACUUUGAGUUCAGCACCACGUGCCCGGUGGACAGCUCCUCUCACGCUGACCUUCUGUUAGAAGCAGAGGCCGGUGGGGGGGAGGCGUUGGCUGAUUGUCCUCCACUUCCCCAUGAGAAACAUGGAGACGGUAAUGACUUCCGCUGUGUCCCGCCACUGUCAUCUCAUCACCGGGAGCAAGAUCAUAAUUUCACUGAUGCGUCCUCAGUGUUUGAGGGACCGGAAAGGAGGCUAUCGCAUGAAGAGUGUCGGAAAAUCGAGCUGACAGACUGGGAGUGGUGCAGGAGUAAAUCAGAGAGAACACCCAGACAGCGGUCAUCAGGUGGUCUGUCCAUCCCACUGUGCGCCUUCCAGGGCACUGUAUCUCUACAAGCCCCCACUGGAAAGACCCUCUCUCUCUCUACAUAUGAGGUCAGCAGUGAUGGACUCAAAAUUUCCCCCAACAAUGCCAAAAAGGUGGAAGUGUAUCGUUCCAAAUCGGUCGGCCAUGAGCCCAGUGCAGAUGACCCGGCAUCAGGAGGAGGAGCUGGAGAUGUGAAUGUUAGCAAUGUUGGUAUAGGCAUGGAUUUAGGAAUGGGGAUGGGAAUAGUAUCGGCGGUGGGGGAUACUAAUGUGAAGAUCCACCUGGAAGUUCUGGAGAUCUGUGACAAUGAGGAAGCAAUGGACAGUGUCUCCAUCAUCUCCAACAUCAGUCAGUCCUCCACCCACGCCCGCUCGCCGUCCCUACGCUACUCACGCAGAGAAAACCGCUUCGUCUCUUGUGACCUGGGUGAAACUGCUUCGUAUUCUCUGCUCAUCCCCAGCAGUGGCAAUCCAGAAGCAGAGACCAUCAAUAUCACUAUACCUGACACUGUGGAGGCUCACCGGCAGAACAGCCGACGACAAACUCAAGAGAGCUCAGGGUAUCGUGAGGAGAUCCAGCUGCUAAAUGAAGCCUACAGAAAGCAGGCUGGGGAUGAGGAAAACUGACAUACAUAUGGGGUAAGACAGGGUGGCUCACUCUAGUGAAGAGAGGAAGAUAAAGAUGAAGCUCUGAGUGCAAAAUAUGAGAGACAGACUUCCUAAUCAUUUCACAUUUGCUUCGUUCUGAUCAUUGACUGAACUGACAGGUGACCCAAAUAGAGACUUAGUUAUACUGGUAUAUUAGUAUGUUUGCCUCCUCUUUUACUUCCUCUUCAGAUAACAUUUGACAGCAGCUCUAUUUAGAGUAUGUAGAGAUAGAUUAGGCUAGAAGAAGGGAAAGAGUCAUAAACUGGGGUAAACAAAAGUGAGACCGUGUCACAGGAGGCGAAGGGUGAGAGAGAGAAAGUAUUCCAGCAGAUCGUCUCUACUCCUGUCAAGACCUUCACCAUAUGGCAGACUGCCAUCGUAGAAUAGAUACAGCAAGAGAAAAAAAUCACCUAGACAUGGAAAAGGAGUGGCCAAGGUUUGGUCACAUGUCUAACAUGAAGAUGAAGACUACGUCACCAGUGACUCAGCUGUGAUGGGAGGGGUCACCUGACCCGUGUGUCUGACUCAUCCUAGUGUGUUGUUGUGCAUUUUUGAGUGUGACUGUGUUUCACCUACAAAACUGGCCUUUCUUAUGAGGAAAAAGGCUGAUUAGAUGAGUGCAAUGAUCUGAGGUAUCAGCUGCCAAUGUGUGCAUAUGUACCCGUAUAAAGAAUGUGUUGUUUAUUCUGUACCUAUUAUUUAAUUAUGGUAUGUAAAUGUAUGUCCAUUCCUUCCAUCCCUGCUGUGUGUCCACUAUGUAUUACACGAGUAAUGUUCAUGCUUUAAAAUGUGUGACAGGUCACUGAAAAUAUCAAAUAGAAGAAAAGAAAGAGGCAAGGCAAAGAGAAUGCAUGGGACUAUUGAAGAAGAGGGGAUUUUCAAGGAAUGACUGUGUGCAUAUUUGACUGUAGGCUGAAUAUGAAUGUAUAUUUCAGAGCCAUUUUGUGAAUCAAUUCUUGAGUGCUCAGUUCAGUGAGCUACCUGGGGCUCCAUUUCUAUUGCAUACAUGCAUAAAUUCAGGACUGGAAUCAAAUUUUCAUGAAUAGUAUUGUAACACUGUAUCACUCAAGUACCAGUUUUAACACUUACAAGGACUGUGAACAUCUAUCUUUUUUCUCUUUCACAAUAAUAUCAGUAUAUUAGUAUUAAUUAUAUGCACAGUUUUCAUGUAUGUGUGUAUCCGAACUGCAGUAACAAAGUAAAAAUAUGUAUUUAAGAGCAACUUUAGAAUAUGUAUUUAUUUGAGCUUCCUUUAUGAUGGUGUCUUAAUACAUAUGUUUGUUUACUUGUUUCACCUUCAACACAUCAUGUAUACUAGGUUGAAUUAAUUUACAGGGCUUUUGAACUGUGCAGUAACAAGCUCAUUUAAUCAGCUGCAACAUGCUAACUAUAUCCUCCUGACGGUUUUCAUUAAAAAUUCAUACAGGAAAAUUGCCUCAAACAAGACUGAGCUGCAUUUCUGCAUCUCCAAUCCUCUUGGGUAAAAUACAUAUAUGAGAAUAACGUACAGGUGAAUGAAUCAUGACUAAUGUAAAGAUGCAUUUAAAUUCUGUGCUUUCACAAUGAACAGAACGGUCUUAGCAGUUAAUGGUUUUCAGCUGAACAGAGCUUUGUCUCAGCAGCCUAGCAGAGUGAAAGUAAUUUGAUCAUCUGCAACUACGGUUCAUCUUCUGGUCAAGAAUUCUCCUAAACCAUAUUGAUCAAUAAAGCGCUAUUUGGUGUGUUUGUGAGAAUUAGCUUUAGAGGUUUUGGCAUGUUUGCUCAUUCAGUCACUCAGCUGUCUGCACUGACUGGGUGAGGUGCAAACACAUGAUACACUUGUUCCUUAUAAUGGAUAAAGCAAAUAAAGCAAUGUUAUUCACUAGUGACCUGGUUUUCAGCUAACAUUAAUGAGUACAUAUUGUGGAAAAUAGGGUUUUCAUUUCUUUUUGCAUCAUAAAA
Messenger RNA from Sphaeramia orbicularis (orbiculate cardinalfish), 4572 nucleotides. Its product is annotated as probable G-protein coupled receptor 149. The transcript has 5 exons. Gene Ontology annotation, molecular function: neuropeptide binding; G protein-coupled receptor activity. The record is from RefSeq and is a predicted model, not a curated record. Gene Ontology annotation, cellular component: plasma membrane; neuron projection. The coding region runs from base 295 to 2610 and encodes 771 amino acids. Gene Ontology annotation, biological process: neuropeptide signaling pathway. Lineage: Eukaryota; Metazoa; Chordata; Actinopteri; Kurtiformes; Apogonidae.